This is a messenger RNA of Populus euphratica (Euphrates poplar), 483 nucleotides long. RefSeq names its product dnaJ homolog subfamily B member 4-like. The transcript is spliced from 3 exons. The coding region runs from base 1 to 483 and encodes 160 amino acids. Gene Ontology annotation, molecular function: protein-folding chaperone binding. Lineage: Eukaryota; Viridiplantae; Streptophyta; Magnoliopsida; Malpighiales; Salicaceae. The record is from RefSeq and is a predicted model, not a curated record. Gene Ontology annotation, cellular component: cytosol.
AUGACAUAUGCUAGGAUGCUGAGAGAGGAAAAGGGAAGAGAAACUUUUGGUCUUGGUGAUCCACAAAAAGCAGCAGUAUAUGACCAAUAUGGUGAAGAGGGUUUAAAGGAUCAAGCACACCCACCUGGUGCUGGUAGUGCUGGAGCUUCAUUCUUUUCUGCUGCAGAUGGGCCCACAUCAUUUAGAGGUGGCAGUAGAGGGAUGAGAGGGACAAGGUUCCCAGGUGGGAUGUUUGGUAAUGGUAUCUUGUUUGGUGAUGGUAUCUUUAAUUUUAUGGUGAAAGUGGAGGGUCAGUGCAUCAAAACUGCUCCUAGAAAAGCUGCUCCAAUUCGGAAUAUGCUGCAUUGUAGUCUUGAAGAGCCUUACAAGGGAGCUAGCAAGAGAAUGAAGAUAUCUAGGGAGACUUUUGAUGACUGGGGGAGAGUAUUAAGAAUUUCCUUUUAUGUUAAUUACCUUUCUCCUUGGUUUGUAUCUGAAGUAUAA